AUGCCACCGCGCAAAAUCCCCCAUGUCCUAUGUCUGGACCGGGGCAAGAUGCACCAUAUCGAUCCCUCGAAUGCCUGCAGUUUGAUGGCGAUGUGGUCCAUGUUCUCAAAAUGCUCAGAUACACUAGAUGAGGGGCCCCGAUUAGAGAAUUUGAGUUGGCGGAUAUGGUCGCGAGAGUCGUUAUGUGUGACGCCUUCCCCGAGCCAAGUGCCCUCUCUUAGCACUUCAUUGUCGUCAAAUGACUGUCUGAGCGAAGGACGAUGCAGUCCUGCUCACUCCAGGACCAGAUCCCGGUCCCCCCCACAGGACGAAUGCGCCAGCUCUCUCUCCAAGUCUCGACAUCUGAGUCCCAUCACAUUAGAAAAGAUUGUCGCUUCAAUACAGGAAAAGACCGAUCUUUGUCCCUUGUCUCCAUCACUAGAGGCCAGUCGUCCUUUUACGAAAGUGCCAUCUUGGAAGCAAGAGGCCUCGGAGAAAAGAGAGAACACUGCCGAAGCACGACCUCAACCUGUUCUGAAGCCCCUCCAAGAUUCCACCGACUCAUGUCUCUCCGCCACCACUGCCACAACAUUGAGUACGGCUCGUCAGAGCGAGCAUCGUGAUUCUGAUACUUCGGUAUCUUCAGAUGGACUAAUUCCAAGCGGUUCUAUUGUCCAUGGAUUUUCCCCUGUGGCGUCCUCAUGUCGUUCUCGAACUGCCAGCUCAAGUGUCAAGCCACCUACAGCUCCUUCCAAGUUCAUUGCUCCACCCAAAGGUGCUCUGAAGUCAACAGCCAUGUUUACCCUUGGCGGCUCGUCGGAGGAUGAUGAAUCCUCAUUUGAACAACGGGUCCUGUCUGUCCGAGCACCUCCGCAGAGAAGCUCACUUUCCCAGAGUUUGAGCAAGCAGAAUCUGUCUGAACGCAAGAGUGAUCUCCCCCCAAAGAGAACUUCAUUCCGGGAUGUUGUUGCCGAGCGGAGAAUCCAGGAAGACGCCGAAAACGACGAGGGCGCCAUUGCAAGCAGUGAUGAAGAGGACGAUACUGACGAAGUUAUGGAAUCUGCCAUCGACGAGGACGAGGAAGACGGCGAUGACUGGGAAGAUUCAACUUCGGACGAUGGAAAGGUGGUUCAAGAACCUCAUCUGUUCCGCCGGGUGGACAGCCGCAGUGUCUUGCCAUCGCGGCGAUCCAUGUUGACUCUGGCCCUGAACAAAGGUCGAGCCGGCCUGGCCCACGCAUAUUCCCAGCCUGCUCUCCAUCGGUCUCGGCAAACCUCACCCCCACAAGGACCGUCAUUGGCCAAUUCGCCCGAGGAAGAGGACGGCAUGAUGAUGCAAACGUCGAAUCGGCCACCCAUCGCCAUUCCACCACCCAAGUCAUCCUCCAAACCUGUGGCCCAUUCACCACGAACGACGAGACGGAACAUGCUGUCGACCGAGCUGACCGAAUCUCUCCGGAAGAACCUCCUAUGGGAGAGACAACAGAAAUCUCAGACAGUCAACGCCUUCCUCAAGCGGAGCCGUAACGCCCAGUCAAUGGCCAAUCUCCCCUCAGCUGGUCAGGCUGCAGGUGGGCCAGGAGGCCAACCUCAAGCGCCGGCCGUGGACUUGUCCAAGGACGACUCGUGGACCUUUGACAACACUUGGGAAUAUCAUACCAAAGGCUGGUAG
Fonsecaea pedrosoi CBS 271.37 is the source of this 1650-nucleotide messenger RNA. RefSeq lists its product as uncharacterized. Gene Ontology annotation, biological process: regulation of nitrogen utilization; mitochondria-nucleus signaling pathway; negative regulation of transcription by RNA polymerase II. The coding region runs from base 1 to 1650 and encodes 549 amino acids. The transcript has a single exon. Gene Ontology annotation, cellular component: cytoplasm. The record is from RefSeq and is a predicted model, not a curated record. Lineage: Eukaryota; Fungi; Ascomycota; Eurotiomycetes; Chaetothyriales; Herpotrichiellaceae.